CAGUAGUGCAUUCAAUUUUGUAACUAUUACAACCAAGAUAAACUAAGUCAGCUUUAUAACAAUGGAUUUCUACUAUUUACCCGGUUCUGCUCCCUGCCGUUCAAUAAUAAUGCUUGCCAAAACUCUUGGCAUUAAGCUCAAUAAGAAAUUGCUUAACCUGCAAGCUGGCGAACACUUGAAACCUGAGUUCUUGAAAAUCAACCCCCAACACACCAUUCCCACUUUGGUUGAUGGUGAUUUCGUCUUGUGGGAAUCUCGUGCCAUUUUAGUUUACUUGGUUGAAAAGUAUGCUAAGAGCGAUUCUUUGUUCCCCAAGUGCCCCAAGAAGCAGGCCGUCAUCAAUCAGCUUUUGUAUUUCGAUAUGGGUACUCUCUACAAGGCCUUUGGCGACUAUUACUACCCACAAAUCUUCGCCAAGGCACCUGCCGAUCCUGAGAUGUACAAGAAGAUGGAAACGGCUUUUGAUUUAUUCAACACUUUCUUAAAAGGUCAUCAAUAUGCUGCUGGUGAUUCUUUGAGUGUGGCCGAUUUUCCCCUACUGGCCACUGUCAGCACUUUCGAAGUUUCGGGUUUUGACUUCAGCAAAUAUGCCAAUGUUGCUAAAUGGUAUGCUAAUGCUAAAACUGUAGUUGCCGGUUUCGAUGAAAAUUGGGCAGGUUGUUUGGAAUUCAAGAAGUAUUUUAACUAAUUUAUAAGUUAAUAUUUUUUAUAAGUUUUUUCAAUAAAUUAAUAAAUAAACAAAUCGAAAU
Messenger RNA from Calliphora vicina (urban bluebottle blowfly), 749 nucleotides. RefSeq names its product glutathione S-transferase 1-1-like. The transcript has 2 exons. Gene Ontology annotation, molecular function: glutathione transferase activity. Gene Ontology annotation, biological process: glutathione metabolic process. NCBI's taxonomy places the organism in Eukaryota, Metazoa, Arthropoda, Insecta, Diptera, Calliphoridae. The coding region runs from base 62 to 688 and encodes 208 amino acids. The record is from RefSeq and is a predicted model, not a curated record.